AAAAGUCAGUUCAACUCGCUCAGUGUUGAAGUCGCAUCCGAUCCCGAAUCCGAACCGGAACCAUGAAUCCCAUGAAAGUGCUGAGCCUUCUGGCUUGCCUGGCGGUCGCCGUCAUGGCCAAGCCCAAUGGCCGACAGGACAACUCCGUCAACCAGGCCCUGAAGCCAUCGCAGUGGCUCUCCGGAUCCCAGCUGGAGGCCAUUCCCGCCGUCGACGACCUCACCAUUGAGCGUCUGGAGAACAUGAACCUGGAGCGUGGCGCCGAGCUUCUGCAGCAAGUUUACCACCUGUCGCAGAUCCACCACAACGUGGAGCCCAGCUUCGUGCCCAGCGGCAUCCAGGCGUACGUGCCCCAAGCCAAUGGCCAGAAGAUCGUGGCCCCCCUGAACGAGAUGGUCCAGCGGCUGAAGCAGAAGCAGACCUUCGGCGACGACGAGGUGACCAUCAUUGUGACCGGACUGCCCCAGACCACUGAGACGGUGAAGAAGGCGACCCGCAAGCUGGUGCAGGCCUACAUGCAGCGCUACAACUUGCAGCAGCAGCGCCAGCAGGGCAAGAACAACCAGAACAACCAGGACUACCAGGAUCAGAGUGGCGAGCAGAAGAACCAUCAGCGCACCAGCAGCGAGGAGGACUCCAGCGAGGAGGUGAAGAACGCCAAGACCCAGAGCGGCGACAUCAUUGUGAUCGAUCUGGGCUCCAAGCUGACCAACUACCAGCGCUAUGCCAUGCUCGAUGUGGAGAAGACCGGCGCCAAGAUCGGCAAGUGGAUUGUGCAGAUGGUGAAUGAGCUGGACAUGCCCUUCGAUACGAUCCAUUUGAUUGGCCAGAAUGUGGGUGCCCAUGUGGCCGGUGCUGCUGCCCAGGAGUUCACCCGCCUGACCGGACACAAGCUGCGUCGCGUCACCGGUCUGGAUCCCUCCAAGAUUGUGGCCAAGAGCCAGAACACCCUGACCGGAUUGGCCCGCGGCGAUGCCGAGUUCGUGGAUGCCAUCCACACCUCUGUCUAUGGCAUGGGCACACCCAUCCGCUCCGGCGAUGUGGACUUCUAUCCCAAUGGACCCGCGGCCGGAGUGCCCGGUGCCAGCAACGUGGUGGAGGCGGCCAUGCGUGCCACCCGCUACUUCGCGGAGUCAGUGCGUCCGGGUAACGAGAGGAGCUUCCCCGCCGUGCCGGCCAACUCGCUGCAGCAGUACAAGCAGAACGAUGGCUUCGGCAAGCGGGCCUACAUGGGCAUCGACACCGCCCACGAUCUGGAGGGCGACUACAUCCUGCAGGUCAACCCCAAGAGCCCCUUCGGUCGCAAUGCCCCUGCCCAGAAGCAGAGCAACUACCAUGGUGUCCAUCAGGCGUGGAACAGCCACAGCAACAGCCAGGACAACAAGGACUACCAGUAAAGUGUCAGCAAACAACCAAACAACCAAACAACCAGAACAACCACACACACACAACGACGCUUCAGGCGAAGCACUGUAGUCCCUAAGUUCGAAACCCAAAUUGGCCCUUUCCUGAGUUCACUAUGUUAACUAUGUAACGAGCAGAUCGCUAAAUUCAACUCGCAAAUAAACGCUUGAUAAAGAGCUUAAAAAUAA
Molecule: messenger RNA, 1592 nt
Organism: Drosophila elegans
Lineage: Eukaryota; Metazoa; Arthropoda; Insecta; Diptera; Drosophilidae
Gene: Yp1
Product: vitellogenin-1
Exons: 2
Coding region: 63-1397 (444 amino acids)
Molecular function (GO): lipase activity
Source: RefSeq, a predicted model, not a curated record